Molecule: messenger RNA, 1118 nt
Organism: Dromiciops gliroides (monito del monte)
Lineage: Eukaryota; Metazoa; Chordata; Mammalia; Microbiotheria; Microbiotheriidae
Gene: UFD1
Product: ubiquitin recognition factor in ER associated degradation 1
Exons: 12
Coding region: 151-1074 (307 amino acids)
Cellular component (GO): VCP-NPL4-UFD1 AAA ATPase complex
Molecular function (GO): polyubiquitin modification-dependent protein binding
Source: RefSeq, a predicted model, not a curated record
CCUCUCCCCCCGCGGAGCGCAGAUGGUCCACUUCCGGCGGGCGCUGCGCAGGCGCGGCUCGGCCGAGGUCCUUCGGGCUGGUCGCUCGCUCGCUAGCUCGGCUGUGGUUUUCUCCUCAGGAGCCGCAGGCACCCCGGACCGUCUCCAGCGAUGUUCUCUUUCAAUAUGUUUGAUCAUCCCAUCCCCCGCGUCUUCCAGAACCGCUUCUCCACCCAGUAUCGCUGCUUCUCUGUGUCCAUGCUUGCAGGACCUAAUGACAGGUCAGAUGUGGAGAAAGGAGGGAAGAUAAUUAUGCCACCCUCGGCCCUGGAUCAACUUAGUCGACUUAAUAUCACCUAUCCCAUGUUGUUCAAACUGACCAAUAAAAACUCCGACAGGAUGACCCACUGUGGCGUGUUGGAGUUUGUGGCGGACGAGGGCAUUUGUUAUCUUCCCCACUGGAUGAUGCAGAAUCUGCUUUUGGAAGAGGGGGGCCUUGUGCAAGUAGAGAGUGUCAACCUACAAGUGGCGACUUAUUCCAAAUUCCAGCCCCAGAGUCCAGAUUUCCUGGACAUCACCAACCCGAAGGCAGUAUUGGAAAAUGCUUUGAGAAACUUUGCCUGUCUGACGACUGGAGAUGUCAUUGCCAUCAACUACAAUGAAAAGAUCUAUGAGCUUCGAGUGAUGGAAACAAAACCAGAUAAAGCUGUAUCUAUCAUAGAAUGUGACAUGAACGUGGACUUUGACGCACCUCUGGGCUACAAAGAGCCAGAGCGACAGACUCAGCAUGAGGAGACGGCGGACGUGGAAGCUGACCACAGUGGCUACGUUGGAGAACUUGGAUUCCGGGCCUUCUCUGGCUCCGGAAACAGACUAGAUGGGAAGAAGAAAGGCAUCGAACCUAGUCCUUCCCCAAUUAAGCCAGGAGACAUUAAGAGAGGAAUUCCUAAUUAUGACUUUAAACUUGGUAAGAUCACUUUCAUUCGAAAUUCACGUCCAAUGGUCAAAAAAGUCGAAGAGGAUGAAGCUGGAGGCCGAUUCAUUGCCUUUUCUGGAGAAGGACAGUCUUUACGCAAAAAGGGAAGAAAGCCAUGAAUUUGGGCCCUGGGCUAAUUAGAAAAUAAAAGAAUCUAUUGCAA